This is a messenger RNA of Aspergillus melleus, 480 nucleotides long. RefSeq lists its product as uncharacterized. The record is from RefSeq and is a predicted model, not a curated record. The transcript is spliced from 2 exons. NCBI's taxonomy places the organism in Eukaryota, Fungi, Ascomycota, Eurotiomycetes, Eurotiales, Aspergillaceae. The coding region runs from base 1 to 480 and encodes 159 amino acids.
AUGAAGUCCAAACGUGAAAUCAUCGCAUCCACCAACCUCCCCGACAACAUCCCUCCUUAUACCCCCAUGUCCUCUCUGGGACAUGAACUGGGGAUUCUGUUCGGGUUCCUGGUCGCUUGCUUUGUCGUUAUGGCUGUUUAUAUUGUUGUUUGGAGGGUAAUCGAACGCCGCGAAGAACACCUUGAAAAAGUCCGCCGGGAGGAACUAACCGCCAAAGGGAUCCAUCACGGCCGAGGCGGCGUGCACGAGAAGAUGAUGGAUCGGGACCGUAUCGCGCCGUUCGAGAGGGCCGAGUUACCGGGUUAUUUUGGUGGGAUUGCCACUGCGCCAGGGGUGGUUCUUGGUGGUCGUGCUGGUAGUUCUAGUGGAGCAGUAGCAGGGAGUAGUAGUCGGGUUCAUGGUAGUAUGAGCGGGAGUCAGUUGGGGCGGAGGUCGGAGAGGGAGAUGGAGAUGGAAAUUUUGAGGAUGGCGUCGAGAUGA